GAUUCAUUCGACAUUCGGUUGUGAAAUAAAUAUACCUGGUUGUCUUCUGUGCCCAAGAUGUUCAUAGAUGAGAGGAUUGUGACUCUAUUCAAACAAAACGCCCAUCACACGCUGACUUAUUGGAGCGUUUUCUUCAGCUUUGGACUAUGCAUUGCUUUUCUUGGACCUACAAUAUUGGACUUGCAAUGUCAAACAAACUCAACACUGAGUCAGAUCACCUGGGUCUUCUUUUCUCAGCAGUUCUGCUUGUUGAUCGGCAGCUCGGUCGGUGGCGUUUUCAAGAGAACGUUAUUCAGUGCUCUAGCUGCCCUGUUUGUCUCUGCUCUUCUCAUCUCUGUAAUAUUUGCCAUCAUUCCUGUAUGCAAUAAUGUCCUCGUACUGGCCAUCGCCAUGGCUGUGUCUGGUUUGGCAAUGGGGGUUAUUGACACCAUUGCUAACAUUCAACUGGUCACCAUCUAUCAGAAGGACUCAGCCAUUUUCUUACAGGCUCUGCACUUCUUCAUCGGGUUUGGAGCCCUGGUGAGUCCACUGAUUGCAGAUCCUUUCCUCUCUGAGACAGGCUGUGGGAAUCAUACGGGGAACGAGACCGAGAUCAUGCAUCAUUUCAGAACCAUGCUGAGAUACAGUCCAAUUGCAGAGCACAACAUAACUCAGAGCCACCUGCCUCAUGAUGGAGUGGAGAAGGAGGAGCCAAUUGUGCAAUAUGCUUUCUGGAUCAUGGCGCUUAUUAAUCUGCCUGUGCCCAUUGCUGUGCUGUUUCUCAUGUAUCGGGAGAACUUACUCCCAUGCUGCCGUGGCAGCUCUCCACGUCUUUUAGACAAGGAUGAACUAGCAAUGGAGACCCAGCAGGGGGCCGAGGGCCCAGACUUGGAGCAGAAGGAACAUGAAGCUGGAGGUCAUGGAAGUAUCUUCAGCUGCUGUCAGAAUGAUAACCUGCGUGGACUGCCAGUAUCCUUCUUUAUGAUUCAUAUCCUUGGAGGAAUGGUGCUCUUUAUGACCGAUGGCAUUGUGGGAGCAUAUGCUGGCUUUGUGUACACCUACGCUGUGGCCCCACCGAUGUCGUUACCGAACAAGAUAGCGGGUUACCUGGCUAGUAUUUUCUGGGCAGCGAUCACAGCUGGACGCCUCUUGUCUAUUCCUCUCUCAUAUCGUUUCCAGCCUGUACGGCUACUCAUGUUCAACCUGGCAGGAGCUAUUGUUACUGUGUUGAUGCUGCUCAUUUUCUACACCAGCAGCACCUUUCUGUUUGUCGGAACCUGUUUAUGUGGACUUUUUUUGAGCAGCAUUUUCCCCUGUAUGCUUGCCUACACUGAGGAUAUCCUUGAUUACCAGGGAUGUGCAACCUCUGUCCUGGUGACAAGUGCAGGGAUGGGAGAGAUGGUAAUGCAGGUCCUGGUUGGCUCAAUCAUUCAGAGUGAAGGAAGCUACAGCUUCCUGUUGUGCGGAAUGAUAAUCGCCUGCAUUGGGUUUAUCCUCUUCUUUGGCCUCCUGUUUUUCCAUCGAAUGCACAGAAAUUACCUCACAGGAACAUUAAAGAAGUCAGCAAUGGUAGAAGAACCAGGAGCAGACCAGAACGGCUCAGCCAAAGCAGAACAGAAAGAGAAUGACGACACUGUGACAAUUUCAUAGUUUAGCUUUUUUAAAUCUUCUAUUCUGUAAAUCAAAAAAAUAAACAAAUAAAUGCAUUAGUCACAAAGGUUUCCCAGUUUUUAUAGCUAGAUUGUUAGAAAUGAAAAAGGAUAGUCCGAGUUUUGGAAAGUGUUCGUGUGCUAACGGGUAAUAAUGAAUUAAUAAUGAACAUUAAUCCUGUCAAAUUAAUGUUCAUUAAAAGCCAAUAAAAUUCAAUUUCUGAAUUGAAUUUUAUUCAAUUCUCACAAAGCAUCAGCAACACAGUCAAAUCACAAUCUGGAGACAAAUUGAGUCUGAGAACCUAUUUAGACACCAAACAUUUGAAGAUAAACAUGUUUGACAUCUCUAGUAAUGCAGAAAGAAGGAAGGUGGUGCGUCAUAAUCAGAGAUUUGCAAUCAGUUUAAAUAAUUCACAUAAAAAUUAGAGAACUUCCCAAAUGAAGACUUCCUUUACUGCAUUUCUUCUUUGUCUUUAAAAGCUUACAUGAUAUUUUCUGGAGCCAAAUGGUGCUCAGAGGAAACUGGAAAGCAGAAGUGAUCCUGUUUAGUUCCGCAGGUCAUAUUGGUCUGUUUUUGAGGGACUAUCUUAAAAAUGUAAUGAAAGAAAACAAAUUUCCACAGUUUCAUUAAUGAAAAGUUGGAGUAAAAUCUACUUGGUCCAAAAUUCCAUUAUAUUCGUCCUACUUUGCACUAUAGAGAACCCUCUAUGACUGUUUUGUCAUAGAUUACACACUCUGUACACUAGGCAUCUGUUAAACAUAUUUGAGUAUUUCAUCUAAAAUAAUUGUCCUAGACUCCAAAAGUGAUGCAAAAGCAAGUCUGACAAUCUAUCAUAAUUACCAGGGUAAAUUAGUAGUGGUUUCUCUGGGUUCAGUGAUUUU
Poeciliopsis prolifica (blackstripe livebearer) is the source of this 2510-nucleotide messenger RNA. It is a transcript of the gene slc60a1b, whose product is annotated as major facilitator superfamily domain containing 4Ab. The transcript has 10 exons. NCBI's taxonomy places the organism in Eukaryota, Metazoa, Chordata, Actinopteri, Cyprinodontiformes, Poeciliidae. The coding region runs from base 58 to 1629 and encodes 523 amino acids. The record is from RefSeq and is a predicted model, not a curated record.